CUGACACUGGGCACCCCGUUUGAAACGCGAAUAAAUAAAAGGGCAUGUUCUAGUUCAUUCUGUGGAAGCUGCAAAAACUCCGGAUUCUGAAACAACUACGUUUGCCGUUGCCAGCGUCAAGAAUGCAAGGAAAUUGUUUUGCAGAAGCAGCUGGCUCAUAGGCACCACCAAUAUUCAGGUUUCAUUGCAAUACGUGAUGCACGGGAAGAUCCCAAUUGCUCCAAAAUUUUCCAGAGCGGGCAGCAUUUCAGUUUCAUGAUGUUGCCGUGACUGUAGCCUGCAAACAUGACGGCAUGAGUUAGUGAGAGAGAGGUUUUCUAUUUUUUGGCGCAUUGGCCUCAUGAUCUUGGAUGUGCGUUUGAGUGCAAUCGGCAAGGCCACAGAAGUGCAGCUCAACACACUGCGACGGAAAUUGGGAGUUGGCUGCGAUCCUUGCUAUGAUUAUUCUGGACGGCAGGAGGUGCAGAGGAGUGCCGAGGACAAUGAAGAAAACAUUUGUUCCCCGGAAGACUUGCACCAAGACAGAGUUCUUGGGUUUUCUGAUUUGCUGAGGCAGGUGAACAUGGCCAAGUCAGAAACACUUGAAAUGCGCCAUGUUUCAGAAGACAUUCCGCACAAAGCCGGAUAUGACCGCAAGAACCAUGAAGAAAAGCGUCCAUCAAGUGCAUUCCGAAGUUGCGGCCGUGAUCUGCAGAAACAUUGCCAAAAGGCCCAAGGGCCAACAGUUGGCUCAUAUAGCCCAAAAGCCGAAUGUUUGGCAAGUUUGGGCAGGGUAAAACAUCCAACACCAAAAGUGCCGGAUUUCAAGGCCUAUUUGUCUCAUUUAACAUCACCCGCGCCCUAUGAAAACAUAGAGCAUGAAGAUCAGUUGCUCAGUGUGGACAAUCAAGGCUCCAUGCGCCAGAUGACCUUUGUGAACAUGGCCAAGCAGACCCCAAGGCCCGCGAUGAGCACUCUGCCGCCAAAUGACCCGGAAGCUCUUGACCCUAAAGGUGUGCUGGACGGGCAUCUGAAGUGUGCUCGGUUUGGCCAUUUCUACCGUCAACCCUGUUUUGAGUUUGGAAAGUUUGGUCGAAGAGAGCUGGCUGCACCGGGGGGGAAUGCAAGUCUUGGAGAUUAUGACGUCAAACUUCAUACAGUAAAGCCUGGCAUUCGGUGUCAUAGUUUCAGUUCUAUUCCCAGGGCAGAUUUUGCGUCAAAGCGCAUCACAGAUCAUCUACCAGAUCGUUCUUUGGCACGGGACUGCGGAUGCUUGACUAGGUUUGGAAAACUAGUUUCACCUCCUGUGACAGUACCUAAAUUUGAUAGGCCUAAGAGGCCUCAAAAGCCUGUACCCAUGAUAGCCGAACAUAAAACUGAUGAAGGCACACUGGGCGUCGAACGUCAGUGGGCCUGGCCAUCAAGGGAGGCGCCCAAGGCGCUAGGCAUCAGUGUGAACCAUGAGAGCAACACAUUUGGACAAGGAUCCCUAGCCCAACUUCGCCCGACUUCAGCUCCAGCUCGUUGACGCUGCUGUCGGCGCACCAAGUUUGUGACCACUUGUUUCACCUUUUGUUCCACCUGAAGAAUGGCGACAAAUCUCCAACAUCUUCAGACAGCUUUGUGUACAAAUGCGCCAAUUCCAAGUUCAUUGCUGCCCACCUUUGAAACCUCAUGGGUGGCGAGAAUGGGAACUGCCUAAACCAGCAGUAGUGAUGCAAGACACAAUUGCUGGGUCACUGUUCUCGCUGAUUGCUAGCGGGGAAAUGUU
Durusdinium trenchii is the source of this 1750-nucleotide messenger RNA. Lineage: Eukaryota; Dinophyceae; Suessiales; Symbiodiniaceae. The record is from the annotation of a GenBank genome assembly.